ACCAAAACAAAAUCCUACAUAUUGUCAUAUUACAAACAACAUUUAUUCUGUGAAAUGAACCAGGUUUGGGUGUUCUUUAAGCUAAUUGAGGUUGUGCUGGGCAUUAUGUGCAUGUUUUUUCACAUGCGGGGCUCAUCGUACUGGCCCGAGCGAAUUCCGCACAUCAUCCUGUACUGUGCCACGUUUCUGUCCUUCGCAGUGCUCGCAGCAUUGGGAGCUUUUCGACUGAUGCUGACCCGGAGUUCCGUGCUCUCCUCGCAGCUCCUGCUCACGCUGAGCGCCGCGAUCGCUCACUACUUGUGCGGCGUGCUGAUAAUGCGGACCGCGAUGCUGGACCCGCACUUGACUGCUAUGAACUCCAGCAUCGAGUACCUGGAGCACCCGCACUUCGCACACUGCAAGCAGCAAAGCAUUGCUGCGCUGAUCACAGGCACCAUGUACCUGAUGCACAUGUUCCAUGUGUUCGACCUGCUGAUGCGGAUGGAGCCGGGGGACUGGCGGCGCCAGGCGACAGGACGAAUGGUCUCCGUGAAAUUCGAAGCCACAGCGGGCCGUACCGCCGGUUUGUUUGUACUUUCCAAGCCGGUGGACGACCUUCUGUGCCGCUGCUGCAAAUGCUACUUCAAGUUGGCCCACUCCCAGCCACUGCGCUUCCGGCUGAACGCCGAUGUGGAUCAGGUGAACUUCGUGGCUCGCAUGUGGCAGAUCUUGGAGGAUGCACGGAUCAAGUUCUUCACCCUGCAUCAUGUCGAGAGCGACGAAAGCUUUCUGUCCACGCCGACGAUAACAAGUGACUCUGAAAUUUUGCCAGUCACUUCCGAGUACGGGGCUUCAAUGGAGGAGGGGGAUAAAGGUCUUCGAGCAUCAUCCAUCUGGCGUGGCCCCAGUGAUUCUUCUAGCAUAUGGGCCCAGAUCGAGGACAGAAGCACAUUUCACGUCGCUUCAAACAGGUCGAGUUUGAGCAGUGAAGCCACUAUGAAGCCGGCGCAGAUGGAUCGCAAGAUCAACCGGCGGAUAUCUGGUUGGGCAGACAACGACAGAAGGGAGAAGUCUGAGAUCCUGCUAGUGGAGCAGGGGUCGAGCUAUUCCCGCCUCAGAGCGAUGAGCAAUGCUGAACUGCUUCAAAAACGCAAAUAUGAAGAACAAACUAAGGAGGCUGGUGAACAACCACAAAAAGAACCAAAAGCAUCAACUCGUAAUGCUAAUGUUACUGAUGAAACCAAGAUAAAAGUGGAGGGUGCUUCAAAAUUGAACUAUUCUUCUGACGACAAAAAUGAUUUAAAAGAAGUAUCUGAUGUCAGUUCGAGGACAAAGGAUUGAAUUAAUCAAGGCACGUCGACUCUGCAAGCACCAAGCAAGUAACUUGCUGACUACUUAGAUACUUAGUAAAUUAUUGUUUUAAAAUAGCUCCUUUUGAAUUAAUAGAGUUACUUGUGGGUG
Drosophila ficusphila is the source of this 1440-nucleotide messenger RNA. RefSeq lists its product as uncharacterized. Bases 55 to 1320 code for a protein of 421 amino acids. The record is from RefSeq and is a predicted model, not a curated record. The transcript has a single exon. Lineage: Eukaryota; Metazoa; Arthropoda; Insecta; Diptera; Drosophilidae.